This is a messenger RNA of Arxiozyma heterogenica, 1341 nucleotides long. It is a transcript of the gene LYS9, whose product is annotated as saccharopine dehydrogenase (NADP+, L-glutamate-forming). Lineage: Eukaryota; Fungi; Ascomycota; Saccharomycetes; Saccharomycetales; Saccharomycetaceae. The coding region runs from base 1 to 1341 and encodes 446 amino acids. The record is from RefSeq and is a predicted model, not a curated record. Gene Ontology annotation, cellular component: cytoplasm. The transcript has a single exon. Gene Ontology annotation, molecular function: saccharopine dehydrogenase activity.
AUGACCAAGAACGUUUUAUUAUUAGGUUCAGGUUUCGUUGCCCAACCCGUCGUCGAUACUUUAUCUGCAGACCCAAACAUUAACGUCACUGUUGCUUGCAGAACUUUAGCUAAUGCUGAAGCUUUGGCCAAGGCAUCUGGUUCAAAGGCUAUUUCUUUAGAUGUUACAAACGAUGAAGAACUAGAUAGAAUUUUAUCUCAACAUGAUUUAGUUAUAUCCUUAAUCCCAUACAUUUAUCACCCAAACGUUGUCAGAAGUGCAAUUAGAUGUAAGAAAGAUGUUGUCACCUCUUCUUACAUUUCUCCAGCUUUAAGAAAAUUGGAACCACAAAUUAAGGAAGCAGGUAUUACUGUAAUGAAUGAAAUUGGUUUAGAUCCAGGUAUCGACCAUUUAUAUGCUGUUAAAACCAUUGAUGAAGUCCACAGAGCUGGUGGUAAGAUUAAAUCGUUUCUUUCCUACUGUGGUGGGUUGCCUGCCCCAGAAGAUUCAGAUAAUCCAUUAGGUUACAAGUUUUCUUGGUCCUCCAGAGGUGUUUUGUUAGCUUUAAGAAAUUCUGCUAAAUACUGGAAAGAUGGAAAGAUUGAAACUGUUUCCUCUGAAGAUUUAAUGGCUUCAGCUAAACCAUACUUUAUUUACCCGGGUUACGCCUUUGUCUGUUAUCCAAAUAGAGAUUCUACCAUUUUCAAAGAAUUAUAUCAUAUUCCAGAGGCUGAGACUGUCAUCAGAGGUACUUUAAGAUACCAAGGUUUCCCAGAAUUCGUUAAGGUUCUUGUAGAUAUGGGUAUGUUAAAGGAAGAGACUUCUGAUAUUUGGACUAAACCAACCCCAUGGAAUAAUGCUUUGUACCAAUACUUAGGUGCUAAAUCUAAUUCAAAGGAAGAUUUGAUUGCAAAGAUUGAUACUUUAACCAAAUGGGAAUCUGCUGAGGAAAGAGAAAGAAUCUUAAAUGGCUUCGGUUGGUUAGGUUUAUUCUCUAACACACCAAUUACUCCAAGAGGUAAUCCAUUAGACACCUUAUGUGCUCGUCUUGAGGAAUUAAUGCAAUAUGGAGAAGGUGAACGUGAUAUGGUCGUUUUACAACAUAAAUUUGGCAUUGAAUGGGCAGAUGGUAAGACAGAAACCAGAACUUCUACUUUAGUUGAUUAUGGUAAAGUUGGUGGUUACAGUUCUAUGGCUGCUACUGUCGGUUUACCCGUUUCUGUUGCUACUAAAUUAGUCUUAAAUGGUACUAUUAAGGGUCCAGGUCUAAUAGCCCCAUACUCUCCUGAAAUUAAUAAUCCAAUUAUGAAGGAAUUAAAGGAAAAGUACAAUAUUUUCCUAGUUGAAAAGACACUUGGUUAA